Molecule: messenger RNA, 1770 nt
Organism: Colletotrichum navitas
Lineage: Eukaryota; Fungi; Ascomycota; Sordariomycetes; Glomerellales; Glomerellaceae
Product: DHH family protein
Exons: 2
Coding region: 238-1674 (478 amino acids)
Source: RefSeq, a predicted model, not a curated record
UCUCUUUCUUCUUCUUUUUUUAAGGACGUACGAAAGCCCUCAUGAACUCAGGUAUAUACAGUGUGUUUCAUUGGAUUCUGUCAUAAUACACACUGUCCGCAGACGAAACUCCAGCUCCAGCCACACCAAGAUGUCUAUGACGACAUGCGCAACGCGGCGCAACGACUACAUGAACCCGGGGACCUAAUCUCUGAAGUUCGGUCACGGAGGCCGUAAACGUCUGACUACCAUCUAGUCAUGAGCCUACCCGCAUGGAAAUCGGUGUCCAGGGCAAGAUCUUGCAUCCGCGUGCCCAGUAUCAGUAUUACAUCUGCACCCACUCUCUUCCGAUACACGCCAGGCCUUCCCGUCGCCAUGAAACGAAGCGCAGCAACCGCGAACCUAACGAACGGGAAGCAAAGCACCAAGAAGCUGAAGCCUGCGAUUCCAGAGUAUCACUUGACGCCAUCGGUGAGAGGCGAAGAUGGCGGCAUCGUGUGGCCUGCGCCAGACGACAAGAUGGAGGCAGCCAGGGCCUUCAUCCGCGAGUGCGUGUCCGCCGGCAAGCCGACUCUCAUCGUGCCCGACAAGGACGCCGACGGGCUCGCCUCCGGCGCGAUCCUCGAACGCACCCUUGUCCUGCUCGGCCUGGACCCGGCGCUCAUCACCGCCUACCUCCCGCCAAAAGGGAAAAACGUCCACGACGAAUCCUGCCGCUCGGAAAUGGCCGCCCGCGAGCCGGCCUACAUCUUCAUCCUGGACCAGGGCUCCCGGCCGUCCCCGCCGCUCGUUGACGGGCCGCAUCGUGGCAUCGUCAUCGACCACCACCACGCUCUCGAGGGCGACCACCCCGAGGGCGCCUUGCACGUCACGGCGUGCGACUCGCCCCCCGUGGCGACGAGCUCGCUGCUGACGUACCUCAUCUGCCGCGACCUCCACGACGGAGUCGAAGGGGCCUGCGACUGGCUCUGCGUGAUGGGGACGCACGGCGACCUGGGGAACACCCUGAAGUGGGAGCCCCCCUUCCCGGACAUGAGGACAACGUUCAAAAGAUAUACCAAAAAGGCCCUCAACGACGCCGUCUCGUUGAUCAACGCGCCGCGGCGGACGGCGUCGUACAACGUCCGCUCGGCCUGGGAAGCCCUCCGCGCGUCAACGUCCCCGCAGGAGCUCCUGGCCGACACGUCCCUACUCGCUUCCAGGGCCGAGGUCAACGCCGAGGUGGAGCGCUGCACGCACGCGGCCCCCAAGUUCUCCGCCGACGGCCGCGUCGCCGUCUUCCGCAUCAGCUCCCGGGCCCAGGUCCACCCCGUCAUCGCGACGCGCUGGGCCGGCCACCUCGCCUCGGCCAGGCUCGAGGUCGUCCUGGUCGCGAACGAGGGGUACCUGCCCGGCCUGGUCAACUUCUCGUGCCGCGUGCCCCGGUGCGCGAGGGCGCGAGACCCGCCGGUGAACAUCAUCGCGGUGCUGGAGGACGCCGCCGGCCGCUCGGGGGACCCGACGCUGAGGGUCCGGCUGGGCGGCUCGUUCGCGCGGGGGCACAAGGAGGCGAGCGGGGGCAUCGUGCCCAGGGCCGAGUUCGAGGAGCUGAUGGCCGCGCUGGAGGUCGGGAAGAAGACUGAGGGGGCGUCGCCGAGGAAGGCGCAGAAGCCGGCGCAGGCCAAUACGUUGAUGAAUUAUUUUGGCAAAAAGUAGAUACCCCCGGGUCAUAGACCAAUACAGGCAGCAACAACAACAACAACAACAUCAAUAACAAUAACGACAUUGACGGUUCCGUCGUUUCGUCAUCAC